AUGGCCUGGCUACUUACGGAGUUGUCCAAUGCCCGCGGGGAAAGUGUAUUUACCGUCCAGAUAGCUACCAAGGUCACCAUCCAGAAGUCCUCUUCGGGCUUCAUCGACAGUCUUAAAACUCUUGGUCCAGUCAAGUCGAGCAGCUCCAACAAUGCUUCCUGGAUCCAACCCCACUCCGGGUGA
Podospora bellae-mahoneyi is the source of this 183-nucleotide messenger RNA. RefSeq lists its product as uncharacterized. The record is from RefSeq and is a predicted model, not a curated record. Bases 1 to 183 code for a protein of 60 amino acids. The transcript is spliced from 3 exons. NCBI's taxonomy places the organism in Eukaryota, Fungi, Ascomycota, Sordariomycetes, Sordariales, Podosporaceae.